Quercus lobata is the source of this 378-nucleotide messenger RNA. Its product is annotated as extensin-1-like. The transcript has a single exon. Lineage: Eukaryota; Viridiplantae; Streptophyta; Magnoliopsida; Fagales; Fagaceae. Bases 1 to 378 code for a protein of 125 amino acids. The record is from RefSeq and is a predicted model, not a curated record.
AUGCCUGCACCCAUCCCGCACGCAUCUCCUCAGCCUGAGGUCCCUCCACCCAUCCUAGAUACAUCUCCUCAGUUCGAGGUCCCUCCACCCAUGGUAGAUGCAUCUCUUCAGCCCGAGGUCCCUUCACCCACCCCACCUCCGCAGCCCAAUUUUGAUCUUGAUAUUGAUCAAAAUUUGGCCCCUCCUAUACUCCCUAAGACACCCUCGUACCCACCCACCAACUGUAGUGCACCCACUCCUAGCCUCUACAUAGAGCAUCAUUACCCACCUACCUCAUCCUCAUCUGACCCUCUAGGACCUCCGGUUGGGAUUGACACUCUACAGCCACAUACUGAUGUACCGGACGAGCAUCCCCCUCAUCAACCUUCACACCCAUGA